Ogataea haglerorum is the source of this 1014-nucleotide messenger RNA. RefSeq lists its product as uncharacterized. Gene Ontology annotation, biological process: protein folding; positive regulation of ATP-dependent activity. Lineage: Eukaryota; Fungi; Ascomycota; Pichiomycetes; Pichiales; Pichiaceae. Gene Ontology annotation, molecular function: protein-folding chaperone binding; ATPase activator activity. The transcript has a single exon. The coding region runs from base 1 to 1014 and encodes 337 amino acids. Gene Ontology annotation, cellular component: cytosol. The record is from RefSeq and is a predicted model, not a curated record.
AUGGCCGUUCAAAACCCUAACAAUUGGCACUGGGUCGACAAGAAUUGCAUUGACUGGGCUGCUCAAUGGUGCAAGAGGAAGCUCGUAGGUACCUCUGCGGGCUCUUCACCUAAAGUGACUGUCGUGGGGCUGAAAAAACUCGAAGGAGACGUGGAGGUGUGCCAGCGCAAGGGCAAGAUUUUCUCCAUAUACGACCUGAAGCUGGAGCUUUCUUUCGAAAGUGACAACUCGGAAAAAUCGAAGGGCACUAUCAGUGUUCCGGAGCUUGCCUACGAUACCGAACACGAUGAUUUCCAAUUUGAUAUCACCUUUGACAAGCCUACGGGCUCCGGCGAGGAGGAUUCCAUUCGCUCGCUAAUUCGCUCAAAUCUUGUGGAAGAGCUCAGAAAGAAGCUCUCUACCUUUACUCAUGACCUGAUCAGUGAGAAUGCCUCUGAUAUCCAAGUGGACAGGUCUCAAGUGAACUCCACUUACACUGCUGCUAACCAAGAAAAGACGUUGACCAAGACUGUUGUGAAGGAAAGCACGACCUUCAACAAGGGAGGUUCUUCUCAAAGUGCCAGCACAACUGCCGCGGCUUUGUCCCCAGACUCGUCUCGCGUGCCAAAAUACAACACGUCCGACCUUAAUUUCUCGACCACCUUCAACACCUCGGCAGAGCAACUAUAUCUCACUCUUUUGGUUCCUGAAAGAGUUGCAGCCUGGACUCGCUCUGCUCCACAGAUAGAACCAAAAGAGGGCACCGAGUUCCAGCUCUUUGGUGGCAACAUCCAGGGUAAAAUUCUAGAAUUGCAAGAAGGCAAGAAAAUUAAAAUGCUCUGGAGGCUACGGGACUGGAAGGAAGGUCAUUACACGGAAUUGGACUUGACCUUCAAUGAAGGAGCUGGCGAGACAGAAAUGGCUGUUAGCUUCAAAGGUGUCCCAAUUGGGGACGAGGAGUUGGUGCGCAACAACUUUGAAAAUUACUACAUCACCUCGAUAAAAGUUACAUUUGGUUUUGGUGCAGUUCUCUGA